AGAGACAGCAGUGCAGGGGGGCAAUCAGAGGCAACAAACACCUCCCCCUCUCCCCCAGAAGGCCCAGACAGACAACCCGAGGCCGCCAAGAGAGAUCCGCGCCCAACCACCGCCCGCCGCCGCCUACCUUCCUCCUUCCCUCCGGCGAGCGGGGCCGGAGACGGGGAGAGAAGAAGACGCAUCCCUUCCUCCUUCCCUCCAGUGAGCGGGGCCGGAGAGGAGAGAAGAAGCCGCAUCCCUUCCUCCUCCCCUCCGGUGAGAAGAAUCCGGGGACGGGGAGAGAAGAAGCCGCAUCCCUUCCUCCUCCCCCGCGGUGAGAAGAAGCCGGGGACGGGGAGCGAAGAUGUUCUACGGGGCGAUGGUGUGGGACCCGUGGCUGAUCGUGUCGCAGAUCGUGUGCCUGCAGUGCCUCUACUACCUGGCCCUCGGCCUCUCCAUGGCGCUCCUCGUCGGCGCCCGCGUCCCGCGGCUCACCCUCCUCUACUUCUUCGACUUCGCCACUCUCACACCGCGCACACCCACCGGGUGGUGCGCCAUCGCCUCAUUCCUCCUCGCCGCAGUCGCAGGUGCUGGAUUCAUGCUUUAUGUGAUUGAGAGAGCCAAGAAGUGCCUGGACUUUGCAGCAACCCUCUACAUAAUCCAUCUCUUCAUUUGUAUUGUUUAUGGUGGUUGGCCAGCUUCAGUUACAUGGUGGGUUGUCAAUAUCGCUGGUUUGGCAAUCAUGGCUCUCCUCGGUGAAUACCUAUGUAUUCGGCGGGAGUUGAAAGAAAUUCCAAUAUCACGGCUUCGUGCAAGUAAGCAAUUCAAUCCCACCAAAUGUCUUUUUGUUUCCUUUGCAUACUUCCUAUCUACAUGUGGACUCCACUCAAAUUUAUUGGCUUGUCUAUUUAGCCUCUUACUGAUUUUUGUGUGAACAAUAGUCUGGUGCUGGCAAGAAUUUUACAGUGACUAAGUUUACAUCGCCAAAAUUCUUAUAAUCUUAAUGUUGCCACUUAAUUGUGUUGAGAUAUUUGAACCACCACUCAUCUGUAUUUUGAAUAGUCACCAUGAGUCCUAACAGUAUUACUAAUUUAGUGGUGUUAGCACCAGUGACAUAUUGUGCCGAUAGUGUAAUGUGCACAUCUGAAUAGAUCUCUGGUAUUGUUGUGCUGUGCUGUCUACUGAUGGGGCUUAUCGGAAGGGAAUUGCAAAAGUUCAAGUAGAGAGGCAAAAUAGUGUAUGCUCAGACAGGCUCGUUGGAGUUUGCUUGUUUAUUUGGCUAAUUAUUUAGGCAAGUUAUGGAUUUCCUACGGAUGUACUGGUGGUUCACAAAUUCUAUAUUUUGUGUUGACUAAAUUUGGUUGGCCAUUGUCAGCUCUGUGCCAAAUUGCCAAUUACAUCCCACAUCAGUUCCAGUUCUGAGUUCUGACAACUUCUUGUAUCCUAAUCCACUUGUCAUCUGUGUGGAGGAUAGUUUAGUUGGAAGCAGCAACAAGCUAUAUGGACCUGUUUUCCCGAUUGGAUCAACUUGUUUAAUCACUUGUUACAGCAUCUUGAUAUUCCUAUUGUGGCAUAUAUGAUAUGCAAUCAAGUUUUCUGGCGCUAAAUGUUCAUUUUGCUUUUUUUUUUCUCUGUUUUUAUGAUGAAAAUAGUAAUCUUCGUCAAAGCAUAGAUGCGCUAAAGCUCAGUUUAGCUUGCAUUUUCAUUGAAUUUUUCUGCUACAUUGCAGUAGUUGAUCUUUCCCUGAGUGGUCCUCCUUAUAAUUCCAACUAGA
Messenger RNA from Panicum hallii, 1753 nucleotides. RefSeq names its product protein SYS1 homolog. Gene Ontology annotation, cellular component: Golgi membrane; trans-Golgi network. The record is from RefSeq and is a predicted model, not a curated record. Lineage: Eukaryota; Viridiplantae; Streptophyta; Magnoliopsida; Poales; Poaceae. Gene Ontology annotation, biological process: protein localization to Golgi apparatus; Golgi to plasma membrane protein transport; Golgi to endosome transport. The transcript has 3 exons. Bases 344 to 913 code for a protein of 189 amino acids.